Messenger RNA from Mastomys coucha (southern multimammate mouse), 831 nucleotides. RefSeq lists its product as uncharacterized. The transcript has 3 exons. Bases 91 to 831 code for a protein of 246 amino acids. The record is from RefSeq and is a predicted model, not a curated record. Lineage: Eukaryota; Metazoa; Chordata; Mammalia; Rodentia; Muridae.
UUCGCUCAAGAAUUGAAUGCUUCUCCUUGCUGAGAUGGAGUGUACUGGAUAUACUAAGCAGGAGCCAGCUUAUGAGCUGCAUGAACUGGCAUGGCUGCAGCAACCCUCCUUGACAUUAUCUUCUCCACGGUUUCUCUUGUCCUUUCUGUUAUUUCUUUAAUUGUCUCCUCAUCGGGCCUUUGCAUGUCUGGGUCAUCUGGAUUCAUUUCCUCCUUUGGAACCAGAGGAAAUAGCCACAUGGAUUUCAGGGAAAGCAUCGCCAUCUCCAAAAUCCUCCAGCAAGAGCGGGGUCCAGCCUUUCCUGUGUCCUCCAGCAACCACAGGAUCCAGCCUUUCCUGUGUCCUCCAGCAAGAGCGGGGUCCAGCCUUUCCUGUGUCCUCCAGCAACCGCAGGAUCCAGCCUUUCCUGUGUCCUCCAGCAACCGCAGGAUCCAGCCUUUCCUGUGUCCUCCAGCAACCGCGGAUCCAGCCUUUCCUGUGUCCUCCAGCAAGAGCGGGGUCCAGCCUUUCCUGUGUCCUCCAGCAAGAGCGGGGUCCAGCCUUUCCUGUGUCCUCCAGCAACCGCGGAUCCAGCCUUUCCUGUGUCCUCCAGCAAGAGCGGGUCCAGCCUUUCCUGUGUCCUCCAACAACCACAGGAUCCAGCCUUUCCUGAUCCAGCCUUUCCUGUGUCCUCCAGCAAGAGCGGGGUCCAGCCUUUCCUGUGUCCUCCAACAACCGCAGGAUCCAGGCUUUCCUGUGUCCUCCAGCAACCGCAGGAUCCAGGCUUUCCUGUGUCUGUGCGAGGAAGGCUCCAUUCGAGAGGAGUCCAGAGAGGUGUGCUGUGGUCUCUGA